AUGGAUCAAUUUAAGACAGCCAAACUUAACAUCAACCUACUUACAGGCGCUUUGUCCAUUCUUUUGGCAUCUUACGCAUGCUACCUGCUUUUCCUCGUCGUGUACAACGCCUUCUUUCACCCACUUGCCCGUUUCCCCGGUCCGUUCUGGUGGGGCGCAACACCUAUUCCAUACGUGUGGUACCAACUUACUGGCCGCCUGCCAUUCGUGUUCGCAGACCUACACGACAAAUAUGGCAACGUGGUCCGGGUGCUCCCCUAUAUGCUCUCCUUCCGCGAUGCCGAUGCUUGGAGAGACAUUUACCAGAUCCGGCCCAAGCAGAAGCUUCUCACCAAAGACCCAUAUGCGAUGUCUCCUGGAAGCGAGGGCGCAUACAAUAUCAUCACAAGCUUUGAGCCGGCCGAGCAUGCAAGGUUUCGCCGACGUUUGAAUCCAGCCUUUUCAACGAGGGCUCUUCAGGAGCAAGAACCCCUCAUCAUGGCACACGUCGGUGAGCUAAUUGAGAAGCUUCGCAAUAAUGAGGGGCCCCAGGACAUGGUGAAAUGGCCUGCCAUGCUAUACUUUGACAUCACUGCGGACCUGAUCUUCGGCCGGCAGCUUGGCAGUGUGCAAAACGGCCGCCCGCAUCCGUGGCUCGACGGCUUGUUCGGAAGCACGAUGCGCCUCAUCACGUAUUUCAACGCAGCACGACAGUUUCCGCAUCUCACGUCCUGCAUAAAGCCUUUCUUUCCAAAGGCUUUGACAGAUCAGCAAGUCAAGCAUGCUAGCUUCACACGGGAGAGCGUCGGUGCGAGGUUGCAGGUGCAGGAAGACAAGCCUCCUACCGGUCGCGACUUCAUGAGCUACAUACUCCCAUAUGACGAAGCUACAACGCAGAUGAGUAUGGCCGAGGUGCGUGCAACUUACGGCACACUCAUGAUUGCCGGAAGCGAGAACGUAUCCACCACGGCGUCCUUUACUAUAUAUCACUUGCUCAAGAAUCCCACCGCUCUUCGCAAGGCCACCGAGGAGGUGCGAAGCGCUUGCCAGGAUGACAAGGACAUCACCUUUGUCUCAGUUGGUGCGAUGAAGUACCUGACCGGCGUUGUCAACGAGUCCAUGCGUCUUCACCCUGCUGCCCCAACAACGCAGUCAAGAGUCGUACCUGAAGGGGGCAUUGUUAUUUCGGGAAUCAUGAUACCUGAGGGAACUAGGGUAGGAGUGCCACCCUAUGCCGUAAACCACCAUCCCGACUUUUUCCAAGACCCCGAGGCCUUUCUUCCCGAACGAUGGACAGGUGACCCGAACUUCGCAUCUGACCAACGUCGGGCGUUUCACCCAUUCCAGCUUGGCCCAAGAGCCUGUGCUGGGAAAAGGUAUCGCUCCUAG
Scedosporium apiospermum is the source of this 1368-nucleotide messenger RNA. RefSeq lists its product as uncharacterized. The coding region runs from base 1 to 1368 and encodes 455 amino acids. The transcript has 3 exons. Gene Ontology annotation, molecular function: heme binding; iron ion binding; oxidoreductase activity, acting on paired donors, with incorporation or reduction of molecular oxygen. The record is from RefSeq and is a predicted model, not a curated record. Lineage: Eukaryota; Fungi; Ascomycota; Sordariomycetes; Microascales; Microascaceae.